UUUUUUUUAGGUAUAUUUUUAUAUAGACACGAAUAAAUUCUUUGUAUAUGUCUAGGAGAGGAGAAUUGAUUUACAAAAAUGGGGGAUAACGCUGGAAACUCUGAACAAAGCCGACGAAAGUUCGUGGCAAUAGUUUAUAUGAUGACUCUUGUCGCACUCCUGCUGGGUCUCGGUCAAUGGCUGGCCGUCGUAUUUGUUGGAAAGCUCGGUCUAGCAUUUAUGGAAUAUGAAUUCAUUAGUGGAAUAUUCUUUUCGCUUUCGGUAAUACUAGCCAUCGUCUUCAUAUUUGUGGAGAAAGCUCGUACUAUGGUCGCUCUGAAUUGGAUCUUGGCAAUUUUAAUUAUGGAAUUUGCAAUUUUGGGAGUAUUUGCGCUGUGCCCCCGAUCGGGAUGGCCCGAACUACUUUUAUGGUAUCUGAUAUGUCUCCUUGUCUUCUUCCUUGCCAUACUAGUGGGUUCGGUUCUGCCGCAUGAUCUGACCCUUGAUGUCGUUAUAUUAUUUGUCAUAUCAUUUAUCUUCUUAAUUGUUUCCGUAUUUCUGAUAAUGUUGCAUCUAAUGAGCCGUACAUCGCAUUCGAUCAUUCUGUAUCAGAUAUUCGUUAGCGUUAUAAUUCUGACGUUUGUCAUGUAUCACGCUCAGACCAUUAACGGUGGACGAUUUGCGGAGUUAAGGGUGAAUGAUUAUCUACUUGCUUCCAUAAUACUCUUCUACGAUUUUAUUGUCUUGUUCUUGCUAACAUUCUAUGUGCAAGUUCAAUUUCCGCUUAUCCAGAGGGACAAACAUACUACAGAAGCACCACCAACAACAAUAGUUACGUCAACUCUAGCUGCACCUACAGCUGCACCUACAGCUCCAGAUGAAACUCCAGCUCCGGAAGGAUUCCGCUUUAUCUAACAAUAUUGUCCACGUUGUCCAUUUAGUUUGCCUUAGCUGCAUUUAGUUCAUCGUACAAAUUGUUAUCUAUUUGGA
Molecule: messenger RNA, 969 nt
Organism: Drosophila arizonae
Lineage: Eukaryota; Metazoa; Arthropoda; Insecta; Diptera; Drosophilidae
Source: RefSeq, a predicted model, not a curated record